This is a messenger RNA of Brachypodium distachyon (stiff brome), 958 nucleotides long. RefSeq names its product glutaredoxin-C10-like. Bases 412 to 729 code for a protein of 105 amino acids. NCBI's taxonomy places the organism in Eukaryota, Viridiplantae, Streptophyta, Magnoliopsida, Poales, Poaceae. The record is from RefSeq and is a predicted model, not a curated record. The transcript has a single exon.
GGUUUGUUAGGCUUAGGCAUAGAAGAAUUCGCAACUUGCAAGAGGUCAACUGAGAUGAGGAAAGAGAUUCCAAUGUUCCAUGGGACCCUCAUGAACACCAACAUCUUUUCUUAUCCUAGACCAUCCAACCUUUACCCUGUGCUGGGUUUAAAAUGUGUUCUUUUUAUACAAGAACCAAAUCUAUAUUCCAUAAUAAACGAGUUGAUGCACAUGAUACUAAUUGCUAAUUAUCCCUAUAUGGCAAAACCAGCAGAUCCUCUUUGAGCCAGUGAGCCUAUAAAAGGCAAUCCCCACCCCAGUAAGCAACAAAUCACAGCCAGCCAGCAAGCAAGCAACCAGCUUCCAUCCAAGUCAUUACAUCCAAAGCCGAGUGUAGAGCUAGCUCUAGAAGCCUCUAGAACCUUCAGAACCAUGGACCAGGUGGCAACCCUGGCAUCGGAGCGAGCGGUGGUGGUGUUCACGACGAGCAGGUGUUCCAUGUGCCCUGUCGUGACGUCCCUCCUCCGCGAGCUCGGUGUCAACGCCGCUGUGCACGAGCUCGACAAGGACCCCCAGGGCAGGGAGAUGGAGCGGGAGCUCGCCAGGAGGCUCGGUCGUGGCAGUACAUCGGUUGUACCUGCAGUGUUCAUCGGCGGGAACCUCGUCGGCGGCACAAACAGGGUCAUGGCGCUGCAUCUCGCCGGCCAGCUCGUGCCCAUGCUCAAGAACGCCGGCGCACUCUGGCUCUAGCUCUCUAGCUAGUGAGAGAAGAAUAUGUGCAUGAAAAGAGUGCAAUGCCAGUUUUAAUAAGGGAUCUGGAAAUGAAAUGUAGAAGGACAGGUUUUUUUAAAUAUCCUGAGCCAGCUGCUGAGAAGAACUAGUAGUGAUGAUUUGCUUGUUAAAUUAAGGUUUAACCCUUAAUUGGGUUCUCCUGUCCUUUCCUUUUGGUAAUAAAGAUAAUGCUCUCUCAGUCUAUGUA